CGCUUCGCAGCGCGCGGUAGGUGGGAGGACCUGGCACCUCCCCCGCCUAGCUUCUCGCCUCUGCAGUCAGACCCCUGGGGUGAAUAAAGUGUCCCCUUCUGGGUCUCCAGUCUGCAGCAGUGCCCCUGCGUUAACGUUCUCUCGUGCUGCAGCUGUUGAAGCCGCGACUACUCCCGCGCCUCGGUGCGGGCAGAGCAACCUCUGCUCUCUGCGGACCUGGCUGGAGGGUGCGGGCGGACUCUCCAGGCCGCGUCUCGGCGCGUCCUUCCUCCUAGUUCUCCCCCCGCCCUCGCAUCUCCCGGAUCCCCCGCCCUCUCCUCGUUCUGCGCCUCCUCGCUGGCUGCGGGCUGACCGCUCCACACCGCCCCAGCGCCUAGCGUCUGGACAGCCUGCCAGAGGCACACACACCUACACCCGCUCCACCCGACCGCACCCCUGCCCAGCAUGUCCGCGCUCGAGUGGUACGCCCACAAGUCCCUGGGCGACGGCAUCUUCUGGAUUCAGGAACGCUUCUAUGAGUCGGGCAACCGCGCCAAUAUCUGGCUGGUGCGCGGUUCCGAGCAAGAUGUGGUGAUCGAUACGGGCCUGGGGCUGCGCAGCCUCCCGGAGUACCUGUACUCCUCUGGGCUCUUGCAGGAUCACGGGGCCAAAGAGGACGCGGCGUGCCGGCCACUGCUGGCCGUGGCCACCCACGUGCACUUCGACCACUCCGGAGGCCUCUACCAGUUCGACCGGGUGGCCGUGCAUCAUGCCGAGGCCGAGGCGCUGGCUCGCGGGGACAACUUUGAGACCGUGACCUGGCUGUCUGACAGCGAGGUGGUGCGGGCACCCAGCCCCGGCUGGAGGGCCAGGCAGUUCCGAGUGCAGGCGGUACAGCCCACCCUCAUCCUGCAGGAUGGUGAUGUGAUAAACCUUGGUGACAGACAGCUCACUGUUAUGCACAUGCCUGGUCACUCCAGGGGCAGUAUUUGCUUACAUGACAAAGACCGGAAGAUUCUUUUCAGUGGAGACGUUGUGUAUGAUGGAUCACUGAUUGACUGGCUCCCAUACAGCAGGAUAAGUGACUAUGUUGGAACAUGUGAACGUCUGAUAGAAUUAGUGGACAGAGGUCUGGUAGAGAAGGUGCUUCCUGGGCACUUCAAUACCUUUGGUGCCGAAAGGCUUUUUCGAUUGGCUUCUAACUAUAUUUCAAAAGCUGGGAUAUGUCACAAAGUUUCCACUUUUGCCAUGCGAUCUCUUGCAAGUUUAGCCUUACGUGUAACAAAUUCUAGGACCUCACCUUAGUAUCUAUACUGAUAACCUAUUGUGAUUAGUUCUAUAAAUUAAUACAAUUCAUUUUGUGCUGUUUAAAAUGAUUAAUAGUGAGCAUUUCAAGAAGUGCUUUAUUAGAGAAAAAAGAUUGAGAAUGAGUAAGCCAAAAAAGGAGGUUCUUUGUUUAAAUUAUUUCCUUCUUCUAAAUAAGAAAUCACUUAGAGAAGCUCAUAAUUUGCCAAGCUGUCAUCUUGUAAUAUUUGUCACCUUGUAAUAUCCAGAAAUGACAUAGAAAUCUAUGCGAAAACAAGGAGGCAUUUUGCAGUAACAGAAAGAACUCUCCUUGCCUCCCAUUUGUUUUAUUUUAUUUCCUAGAUGACCUAGAGAAAGAGGCAUAAACUUUUAUGUUUAUAAUCCAAACUUGAUAUUUUUAGUAUAUUAUUUAAAGGUAAAGGUUCUUGAGUUUAAAAUACAUUAGUACUCAAUACAAACAUAUAAAUUAACAUUUAAAAUGACAGCUAAAACAGUCCAUUGUUAUGGCACAGAAUUUUUAUGCUUCAUUUAUUUAUUCUUAAUGUAAUUAUAGUGUACAUUAUAUGUUGUGUAAUUUUACUUACAAAGAGUACAAUGAAUUUUGUUUAUUGCAAAGCUUUAAAUAUAACUUGCAGAGUGCUUCAGUAAAAAGCUACUAAUAGCAUUGCUUGUUAUGUGAGUGUAACAUUUUCAAUCAUAAAAGUGAGAUUCAAAUGUCUGUAAUCUAAUUACAAAUUGUCAGAAUUCUCAAAAGGACACUGUCAGGCAAAUUUGAAAAUAUACACAUUGAAAAUAUUUUUUAUUAUAUCCUAUUUUAAUAUUAACAGCUAUUAUAAACAAAACUUUUCUUGUUAAAUAGCAGCUUCAGUAUAUGUCAUAUUUUAUAGUAUCAGAACAAUUAUAGAGAUCUACAACAUCCUGAUAGAAAUCAUUCUUUUACUUACCAUAACAUACAUAUGUACCGCAGAAGGCUUUUCAGAUUAAUUGCAAAAUAUGCAUUAGAUAUUGACUUAGAAUGAAUUGCCUUUUUUAUCCUGAUUCACAACACCUAUUCCUGUUCAGUAUUCUUUGUCUUGAAUGAAAAGAAGUCUACAUUUAUAAAGUUAUAGGAAAGGUUUGCCCAUUAUUUAGUAAAACAUUUUGGUUUGGUGCUCUUUAUAAUUUAUUAAAAAGCCUUUUGGAAAAUUUCAUAAAGGUUUUUUAAACAGUUUUUUCACUGCCUUUUUAUUAUUGACAUGUCCAAAACCAAACUGAGAUAGCUUUGGAAACCAGAUUUUUUAGUAUUAAGAAGGUUUAGCAACUUUUAUUUGCAAAAAAUUGUGAAAUGUUCCCACCCUCCACCCACCCAGGUUCUUUAAUCUUUUAUUCAUUCAACACAUGCACACCCACACAUUCCACAUGCAUACACACAGUCACAUACAUAUAUACUUGCACAGUAUUGUGCUAAACACUGUGGAAGCUUAAAAAGUCAAAGAGACUACAGCUUAGCUAGAAGUAGAAGGCAAACAAAACAUGAAUAAUAAUAUAUGCAGGUUGAAGCUAAUACAAAUUACACAAUAGUAUCAGGGACAUAAGUGGAGGGAUGUGGAGUUUGGUUAGGAAAAGAUUCCUGAAGGAGGGGUUUUUCAGUCCCAUUUGGAAAGACGAUUUGGUAGGUGGUCAGGGUAGGGGACAAAAGAUCCAAGAAUAGGGAUGGAAGCAUUGCUGUCUAAAGUAGGCUAUUCCUUGUGACAAUUUAAAUUUAAUUUUCAGGAAUCUUAGAUCUUCCAAACACCAAGAAUUUAGCAUGAGAAAGGUGGGUUUGUGAUUGUGUAUAUAAGAAUCAUCCUCAGUGACAGACAAGCUAUACUGCCACAUGCCACCAAUGGAUCUUCUCAUUCAAGGCAGUUGGUCUGUUUCAGUUGAUAGUACAACAUCAAAGAUACAGAUUUGGUUCAGGGCAACUACAAUCACUUAAUAAGCCUUAAAUAUAGCCAUUAUUUUUAUAUCAGUAGCACAAAAAAAACAAAAACAAAAACAAAACCAAAAGUCCUUAACCAUUGACCAUUUUAUCAUACUUUAGGACUUAAAAAAAAAAAUCAGGGUAUAGUAGGCACUAAGUUUUAUUGAGAAAUAUUUAAACCCGAUGAAGGCUUUCUUUAUUUCUUAAAAGUACAAUUUUUCAAAACAUGUUAAUUUUAUUUUUAAAUUUCCAUUUUUUUUUACAUUAUAUAAAAACAUAAGACUGGUAUUUUGCUUUUGUUUCAGUGUGAAUAAAUUGGGGAAAGGAUCUAUCAUUCAUUUAGUGCCCAUGCUAUGCAUUUUAAAAUAUGCAUUAUUUAGUUUAAUCCCGGCCCCAGUGCCAAGAAGUAAUUGGCCAGCCUCAUACAACAUAACUUUGAACAAAGCUGGUAAUGGAACACAGGUCUGUCUGCCUCCCAAACUGUGCUCUUUCUCUUUACCUGCACAAAUAACAUAAAAUUGGCAAAAUGUAUUUUUACUUUCCCAGAUGCCACAUGUGCCAAGAAUAAAUCAAGUGAUGUUAAGCAUAAUAAUAGCAUAUUUUAAAAGAAGCUUUAAAAAAUAUAUUUUCACCCUGACAGUGACCCGUGUUAUAAUUUAUGGUUUUUGGAACUAAGAGUAUGUAAGUAUAAUUCAAAAUUGUCAAAAUGUAAGACAUUUAGAAAUAACUUUUAUUUGUAUUGUUAAUAACUUAAUCUUGGAAAUUCAUCUUCCUUAUAUGGUGUUUCCUUUUAACUAAGAAGUCUAAACUAACAAAAACCUUGUGUGUUAUCCUGAUACAGUUGAAUGAAUGAUUAUGUGUAGUACUUAUAUGAUAGUAAUAUAAUUGUGACAUGCACAAAUUGUCUUCAUAUAAUUUUCAGAUAUGUGUAAGUAAACAUUUGUGUGAUAAAUAUUAAAGUGAACAUUUUAUUUCAA
Molecule: messenger RNA, 4203 nt
Organism: Lontra canadensis (Northern American river otter)
Lineage: Eukaryota; Metazoa; Chordata; Mammalia; Carnivora; Mustelidae
Gene: MBLAC2
Product: metallo-beta-lactamase domain containing 2
Exons: 2
Coding region: 445-1284 (279 amino acids)
Source: RefSeq, a predicted model, not a curated record